Molecule: messenger RNA, 144 nt
Organism: Vairimorpha ceranae
Lineage: Eukaryota; Fungi; Microsporidia; Nosematidae
Exons: 1
Coding region: 1-144 (47 amino acids)
Source: RefSeq, a predicted model, not a curated record
AUGUUAAAUUUUAUGCAAAAAACAUCCCUUUUUUCUUCAAUGAUUUUUUCUCCUCCUCAAUUUUGCACCUCAUUCUGGGGGAUAAAAAUUUUUAAUCGGCAGGGACAAAUAUGUUUCUAUUGUAUCCCAACUUUCUUGUCUUAA